GUUUGUGUGAGGAUAGCCGGCUUAACAACAACACCUUGACGGGUCCUAUUCCUAUGUCAUUAACUAGUAUCACAUCACUUCAAGUCCUGUGAGUGCCAACUUUACCUCUUAUGUCAAGAUCCAUCAUUCUGCCCCCCUUUUCUCUUCUGAGAUAUAAUCAUUAUUGUAAAACUUAUGAAUCCUCAAAUAUUUCUGUAAAAUGUAGGGAUCUAUCAACUAAUCAUCUCUCUGGUGAGGUUCCAGAUAAUGGCUCCUUCUCUCUAUUCACUCCCAUCAGUUUUGCUAACAACUUGGAUCUGUGUGGCCCAGUUACUGGACGCCCUUGCCCAGGAUCUCCUCCUUUUUCUCCUCCUCCUCCUUUCGUUCCACCACCACCAAUUUCUUCACCAAGUGGGAAUAGUGUCACUGGUGCAAUUGCCGGAGGAGUUGCAGCAGGUGCUGCUUUAUUGUUUGCUGCACCUGCAAUUACAUUUGCAUGGUGGCGUUGGCGAAAACCUCAAGAAUUUUUCUUUGAUGUACCUGCGGAAGAGGACCCAGAAAUCCAUCUUGGGCAGCUUAAGAGGUUUUCACUGCGAGAAGUACAAGUUGCCACUGAUAGUUUUAGCAACAAAAACAUUUUGGGUAGAGGUGGAUUUGGUAAGGUUUAUAAAGGUCGGUUAGCUGACGGUUCACUGGUGGCUGUGAAAAGAUUGAAGGAAGAGCAUUCACCUGGUGGGGAGUUACAAUUUCAAACAGAGUUUGAGAUGAUCAGCAUGGCUGUGCAUCGGAAUCUCCUUAGGUUGCAUGGGUUUUGUAUGACACCAACUGAACGGUUGCUUGUUUAUCCCUACAUGGCUAAUGGAAGUGUUGCAUCAUGUCUACGAGAGCGCCCUCCAUCACAACCUCCACUUGAUUGGCCAACACGGAAGAGAAUUGCAUUGGGAUCUGCUAGAGGUCUUUCCUAUUUGCAUGAUCAUUGUGACCCAAAGAUCAUUCAUCGUGAUGUAAAAGCUGCAAAUAUUUUGUUGGAUGAGGAGUUUGAAGCUGUUGUUGGUGACUUUGGUUUGGCUAAACUUAUGGACUACAAGGAUACUCAUGUAACUACUGCUGUACGUGGCACAAUUGGACAUAUUGCUCCAGAGUAUCUCUCUACUGGCAAAUCUUCAGAGAAAACCGAUGUUUUUGGUUAUGGUAUCAUGUUUCUGGAGCUUAUCACUGGACAGCGGGCAUUUGAUCUUGCUCGGCUUGCAAAUGAUGAUGAUGUCAUGUUACUUGAUUGGGUACGCAUAUAAUGUUUUCUUUUUCGCCAUCUUAGUCUUCAUUUAAUUGAUUUGCUUAUUAUACUCUCUAUUCUCUCUCUUUAAAUGCUAAUUCAUCAACUGUUCAAUUUUUUCCUUGAUACUGCCCGAUUCUCAAUAUUAUUAUCUCUUACUUUGGGAAUAUGUAAAAACUAGUUGGAUUGAUAGUAGUUUCGAUGCCUUGUA
Messenger RNA from Durio zibethinus, 1463 nucleotides. NCBI's taxonomy places the organism in Eukaryota, Viridiplantae, Streptophyta, Magnoliopsida, Malvales, Malvaceae. The record is from RefSeq and is a predicted model, not a curated record.